Kuraishia capsulata CBS 1993 is the source of this 1263-nucleotide messenger RNA. RefSeq lists its product as uncharacterized. The transcript has 2 exons. The coding region runs from base 1 to 1263 and encodes 420 amino acids. NCBI's taxonomy places the organism in Eukaryota, Fungi, Ascomycota, Pichiomycetes, Pichiales, Pichiaceae. Gene Ontology annotation, biological process: translation. The record is from RefSeq and is a predicted model, not a curated record. Gene Ontology annotation, cellular component: ribosome; mitochondrial small ribosomal subunit. Gene Ontology annotation, molecular function: structural constituent of ribosome.
AUGUUGGCCAGAAGUUAUUUGAGGUCGCUGACAGUUCUGUCGCCAAUAAGGCGAUUCAACUCGACCAUCACCACCACGGUUGAAACGAAAAAUGAGGUUGAAUCUCAGAUAGAAGAUAAAAAAGCAUCCGAGGCUUCAGCAGAGUCUACACCGGCAGUGACUGAACCAGAAAUUAGCGAAAAACAAGCUGCAUACAUGGCCUCGCAGCAGUUGAAAGAAAUUUUCAACAUGACCAAAGGUGAGGUUCGUGAAGCCCUUGGUCCAGAGACCCAGAAGAGCGCGAAAGAGCAGGAAUUGGAGAAGGAGUUGGAUUCGUUUCUGUACGACUUUGCAACAAGAAUUCCUGUGGAAAGAACGUUGUCGAACGAGUCAGAUUCGUACCUGCCAAACUUGGUGAGAAGUAAAGACUCAGAACCCUACACUCCCCAGGAACUCGUGCUAAGAAAGAAAUUCGUGGAGAGCCAGUUCAACAAACUUGGCUCUGUGGUCAAAGAUGUGUAUGAACCAUUCAAGGAUGUACUGAUGCCACCAAAGCCUUCCAGCACCACGGUGCAGACGCUCAUGGCUGCGGGUGCUCAUUUGGGCCACUCAACGUCGCUAUGGCGUCCAUCGACCCAGCCGUUUUUGUAUGGCGAGUACAAGGGGAUCCACAUAAUCGAUCUCGAGAAGACUCUGGUGUAUUUGAAGCGUGCUGCGAAGGUGGUGGAAGGAGUUGCCGAGAACGGUGGUGUGAUUGUGUUUGUGGGUUCUAAAGAAGGCCAACACAGAUCUGUGGUCGAGGCUGCUAAGAGGGUCAAUGGUUUUUACGUGAGUCGCAGAUGGAUCCCAGGUGCUAUUUCCAAUCCAAAGAGCAAGCCCCAGCCAACUUUUGAGCUCGAUCUGGAGGACAAGCCAACUGACAGAGAGCUGUCGUUCUGGGAGAAGUCGAAGUACAUUAAGCCAGACUUGCUGGUGAUUUUGAACCCAGUUGAAAAUAGACCGGCCCUUAGUGAGGCCAGUAGGGCCAGAAUCCCAACUAUCGGAAUAGUGGAUACCAAUUGCGAGCCUUCGCUGUUGACCUACCCUAUUCCAGCUAACGACGAUUCGAUCAGAGCCACCAACAUCAUCGCCGGUGUGCUGUCCAAGGCUGGUGAAACUGGCAGAAAGAGAAGAUUGGAGACUGCCAAUGCCUACAAGGUUGCUCAGGGCUUGAGUUCGCAAGAGCUUGGUGUGAGAUUCAAGGAAGCCGUUUCGUCGAAGAUGGAUGCCUACUUCGAAGGCUGA